GGGUUUACGUAGUACGUAACGGCGCGUCGUCAUUUCUGAUUGGUCGCGACGUUAACUCCCUCACGGUCGCGCGGCCCCCCACUUUCUCGCGCUGAAAGAGCAAACAUGGAGACAGCUGGGAAAGUGAUCAAGUGCAAAGCAGCUGUUGCAUGGGAACCUGGGAAGCCUUUUUCCAUUGAAGAGGUGGAGGUGGCCCCGCCUAAGGCCCAUGAAGUUCGCAUCAAGAUCUUCGCUACAGGGGUGUGUCACACAGAUGCCUACACUCUGAGUGGCAGUGACCCUGAGGGACUUUUCCCUGUCAUCCUGGGUCACGAGGGUGCUGGAACAGUUGAGAGUGUUGGUGAGGGUGUCACCAAAUUCAAACCAGGUGAUACUGUCAUCCCUUUGUAUGUGCCGCAGUGUGGUGAAUGCAAAUUUUGCAAAAAUCCCAAGACCAACCUUUGCCAGAAAAUUAGAGUAACCCAGGGCCAGGGCCUGCUCCCUGAUGGAACCUCACGCUUCACUUGCAAGGGAAAGCAAGUGUUUCACUUCAUGGGGACCAGCACCUUCUCAGAGUACACUGUAGUGGCUGACAUCUCCCUGGCCAAGGUGAACGAGAGUGCUCCACUGGAUAAAGUUUGCCUUCUCGGGUGUGGCAUCUCUACAGGUUACGGCGCUGCUCUUAAUACUGCCAAGGUUGAGCCUGGUUCCACUUGUGCAGUAUUUGGCCUUGGAGCUGUUGGCUUGGCUGUUAUAAUGGGCUGCAAGGUUGCUGGCGCGACUAGGAUCAUUGGUGUGGACAUCAACCCUGAAAAGUUUGAGAAAGCCAAGGAGUUUGGGGCCACUGAGUUUGUGAACCCCACAGACCACAGCAAGCCCAUCCAGGAGGUUCUGGUGGAGAUGACUGACGGGGGUGUGGACUAUUCUUUUGAGUGCAUUGGAAAUGUGAAGAUCAUGAGAGCUGCUCUGGAGGCAUGCCAUAAAGGAUGGGGUGAGAGUGUCAUCAUAGGUGUAGCCGGAGCUGGACAGGAGAUCUCGACCAGGCCAUUCCAGUUGGUGACGGGCCGAGUGUGGAGGGGCACAGCCUUCGGAGGGUGGAAGAGCGUGGAGAGCGUUCCUAAACUGGUGGAAGACUACAUGAAUAAGAAGCUGAAGGUGGAUGAGUUUGUGACCCACACGCUGCCCUUUGAGAAGAUCAAUGAGGGAUUUGACCUCAUGCAUGCUGGGAAGAGUAUCCGCACAGUGUUAACCCUGUGAAGUGCCUGAAAUACUGACAUCCUUCACAUCUGACCCUUAAUCAAUCACCUUCCAUAGUUGCAGCACUUAAUGUAUUUCUCUGUCCUUGUUCACUUGUUUUGAUGACACAAUGUUGAAUAUUGGAACAUCCUUUGUACCAACAGCAGAUUAGCUAUUUGAAACAAAAGCUGUUAUUAAAAUGUUUUGACAACUCAAA
Scatophagus argus is the source of this 1432-nucleotide messenger RNA. RefSeq names its product alcohol dehydrogenase class-3. The transcript has 9 exons. Bases 106 to 1236 code for a protein of 376 amino acids. NCBI's taxonomy places the organism in Eukaryota, Metazoa, Chordata, Actinopteri, Scatophagidae. Gene Ontology annotation, biological process: formaldehyde catabolic process. The record is from RefSeq and is a predicted model, not a curated record. Gene Ontology annotation, molecular function: zinc ion binding; S-(hydroxymethyl)glutathione dehydrogenase [NAD(P)+] activity. Gene Ontology annotation, cellular component: cytosol.